GCUAUUCGAGUUUCAUUGCAGCGCAGAAGGGCAAGCUAAGCUGUUUCCCCAUUCAAAGUGAAGAUGACUUCCUCUGGCGACCAGGGAGGAAUUGACGGCAACGUCGGGUUGGCGGGCACCCGUUUCUUCAAAAUCAUUCUCCUGCAUACCCUUCGGGACAAGAAGCUGUUGAUUCCUGUGAGGUUCGUGAGGAAUUUCGGGGAGGGUUUGUCGUCUUCGAGCUCGGCAACUCUGAAGGUUCCAAGCGGCCUGAGUUGGGCGGUGGAUCUCGUGAGGGAUGAAAUUGGGGUCUGGUUUGGCAAUGGAUGGCAAGAUUUUGCUGAAUUCCAUUCUUUGGAAUAUGGCCAUUUCCUGGUUUUCGAGUACAAGGGUUGCUCCUUGUUCUCUGUAGUCAUAUUCGAUAAAACUGCUACAGAGAUUGUGUAUCCAAUUACGAGAACCUGCAGUAGAAACCAGCAGCCAAAAGCUGGUGAGGCUGUGGAGCUGUUGCGUGAGCCCAAAGUUGAGGUGAUUGAAGAUUCCCCUGAUCAAGGAAACAAGGGUAAAUCCGUAAUGGAGGUUACUCAGCUUCCUCGAAGUAAGAAGAGCAAGAAGAAGAAGAUGGUGACGACUAGGGGCAAUGAUGAUCAAAUUGCAGAAGGACAUUGUUCGUCUGCACAAGGGUCUGUGACCAAGUACUGCACUUUCACAUCGUCGCAUCCAUUUUUCGACUACCGAAUGACUUCGAGCAAGUUGAGCAGGUUGCUAAUGCAUGUACCACGAAGCUUUUCGUUAAGCCACAUUGCAGGGGAUGAGAAGUCGGUGAAGCUUCAAGUUGGGGAUAAAACUUGGUCAGUGGCAUUGCAUCGAUACAGGGAUGACAAGUAUGUGUACUUCCGCAAUGGCUGGGAUCGAUUUGUAGGGUUUUGAAUUUUCUCGUUUACAUAUGUGAAACGAGAUAUAUGAUAACGAAUGGUUUUAACUUUUAAUUAUGAUGUAUUCGGUAUUAAGAUCAUUGAACUAAAAAAAAAUCUUGUGU
Linum trigynum is the source of this 1018-nucleotide messenger RNA. The record is from the annotation of a GenBank genome assembly. Lineage: Eukaryota; Viridiplantae; Streptophyta; Magnoliopsida; Malpighiales; Linaceae.